CCGUAGCUAAGUCCGUACGCCUGAUAGUUGAAAUGGCGGACGUGUCUGAGAGGACUUUGCAGGUGUCCAUUCUAGUGGCUUUCGCCUCUGGAGUGGUCCUGGGCUGGCAGGCGAAUCGGCUGCGGAGGCGCUACCUGGACUGGAGGAAGCGGAGGCUGCAGGACAAGCUGGCGACGACUCAGAAGAAGUUGGACCUGGCCUGAGCGCGCGCCGCGGCCGGAGCCCGCAGGGUUCUCACUCUUCAAGCCCGGAUCGCGGUGAGCCCGGCGACCACCAGCCGGUAAGUCCCGGCUCGCCCU
Messenger RNA from Acomys russatus (golden spiny mouse), 299 nucleotides. RefSeq names its product mitoregulin (gene Mtln). The coding region runs from base 33 to 203 and encodes 56 amino acids. The record is from RefSeq and is a predicted model, not a curated record. Gene Ontology annotation, biological process: positive regulation of mitochondrial membrane potential. The transcript has a single exon. Lineage: Eukaryota; Metazoa; Chordata; Mammalia; Rodentia; Muridae. Gene Ontology annotation, cellular component: mitochondrial inner membrane.